Molecule: messenger RNA, 4102 nt
Organism: Ipomoea triloba (trilobed morning glory)
Lineage: Eukaryota; Viridiplantae; Streptophyta; Magnoliopsida; Solanales; Convolvulaceae
Product: exocyst complex component SEC6-like
Exons: 25
Coding region: 191-2476 (761 amino acids)
Biological process (GO): exocyst localization; exocytosis
Cellular component (GO): exocyst
Molecular function (GO): SNARE binding
Source: RefSeq, a predicted model, not a curated record
UUGUUACAUUGUUAGAAGAACACUCCCAUUGAAACGCCCAAAAUCUACUAACUGUCUAACUGUCACAUUUUCUCUCCUUUGCAUCAACCUGCAAGAACUUGCUCAUUGAAUUCCAUAACGUUUCCGAAAAUCAUCCUUUUCACUAGCAUUCUACGUAGAGAAUUGAUAGUUACAACAGUGAUUAUACACGAUGAUGGUGGAAGAUCUCGGCAUCGAGGCCAAGGAGGCGGCCGUGCGGGAGGUUGCAAAGCUUCUGCCGGCGCAGGAGGUUUUGCAGUCGAUCUCUUCGAUCAAAGCCGACUACAUAGCUCGCCAACAGGCCAAUGAUGCGCAGCUUAGUACAAUGGUUGCUGAACAGGUUGAACAAGCACAAGCUGGUCUGGAGUCGCUUGCUUCUUCUCAGAAGACCAUAAAUCAGCUCCGAGAGAACUUCAUUUAUAUUGAAAAGCUAUGCACAGAAUGCCAAACGCUAAUUGAAAAUCAUGAUCAGAUAAAGCUUCUUAGUAAUGCAAGGAAUAACCUGAACACUACUUUGAAGGAUAUAGAGGGAAUGAUGUCAAUUUCUGUUGAGGCUGCUGCAGCGCGGAAUUCCCUAAGUGAUGAUAAAGAACUCAUCCACACAUAUGAGAGGUUAACAGCUCUUGAUGGAAAGCGAAGGUUUGCAUUAGCUGCUGCUGCUUCUCAUAAGGAAGAGGUUGGCAGACUAAGGGAAUAUUUUGAAGAUGUAGAUCGCACAUGGGAAACAUUUGAGAAAACAUUAUGGGCUCAUAUUGCCAACUUCUUGAAACUUGCUAAAGAGAGCCCACAAACACUUGUUCGAGCUAUAAGGGUUGUUGAGAUGCAAGAAAUCCUAGACUUGCAAGUUGCUGAAGAAGCAGCCGAGGCUGAGGGAGAUGAGGCAAUGGCAGCAGCAAUAACAAAUCCUCGAAAAAAUGCCAAAAAAUUUAGUAAGGCACCAGCUGCUUCUUCUAGGAAUCUUAUGCAGCAAAAGUUGAAGGUUCAAGGAAAAGGCUACAAAGAUAAAUGUUAUGAUAGUAUAAGAAUGUCUGUUGAAGAACGUUUUGACCAGCUGCUCAAUGAGGAAGACCUUAAAACAGCUAUAGAUGAAGCAAAAUCAAUGGGGGAAGAGCUUGGAGGUAUAUAUGAUUAUGUGGCUCCUUGCUUUCCUCCAAGAUAUGAAAUUUUUCAGCUCAUGGUUAACCUUUAUACUGAGAGGUUUGUUCAGUGGCUGAGAAAACUUAGUGACCAAGCAAAUAAUAUGACAAAUAUAGAGAUUUUAAAGGUCACUGGUUGGGUGGUUGAGUACCAGGAGAGUUUAAUUGCACUUGGAGUUGAUGAUGGUUUGGCUCAAGUUUGUUCUGAAAGUGGUUCAAUGGAUCCCCUCAUGACUGCAUAUGUUGAGAGAAUGCAAGCAACAACUAGGAAAUGGUACACGAACAUUCUAGAGGCAGAUAAAGUACAGCCACCAAAAAGCACCGAUGAUGGAAAACUAUAUACACCUGCUGCUGUUGACCUGUUUAGGAUCCUUGGAGAGCAAGUGCAAAUAGUGCGAGACAAUAGCACUGAUGUCAUGCUAUACAGAGUUGCUUUGGCACUAAAUCAGGUCAUGAGUGAUUUUCAAGGAGCUGAAAAAAAGGGAUUACAAGAACCAGCCGCUGAAAUUGGUCUGGAACCUUUAUGUGCAAUGAUAAACAAUAAUCUUCGCUGUUAUGAUCUUGCCAUGGAGCUGAGUUCUAGCACCAUUGAAGCUCUUCCAGAGAAUUAUGCUGACCAGGUUAGUUUUGAGGAUACAUGCAAAGGCUUUCUGGAGGUUGCGAAGGAAGCUGUUAAACAAACGGUCAAUGUAAUUUUUGAUGAUCCUGGAGUGCAGGAAUUACUCGUCAAGCUGUAUCAAAAAGAGUGGUUGGAAGGACAGGUUACAGAGUAUCUGGGGGCAACGUUUGGGGAUUACUUCACAGAUGUGAAGAUGUACAUUGAAGAAAGAUCGUUUAGGCGUUUUGUUGAGGCUUGCCUGGAAGAGACUGCGGUUGUUUAUGUAGACCAUCUGCUUACCCAGAAACAUCAUAUCAAGGAAGAAACAAUAGAAAGGAUGAAGCUAGAUGAAGAGGUUCUCACGGAUUUCUUUCGCGAGUAUAUUAGCGCUUCUAAAGUAGAGACCAAACUAAGGAUACUUGGUGACUUAAGAGAACUUGCUUCUGCAGAGAGCCCCGAAUAUUUCACGCUUGUGUAUACAAAUAUUCUAGAGCAUCAACCGGAUUGUCCUCCAGAAGUUGUUGAAAAGCUUGUGGGGUUGCGAGAAGGAAUACCACGAAAAGAUGCAAAAGAGGUGGUUCAAGAAUGCAAAGAAAUUUAUGAAAAUUCUCUGGUUAAUGGUCGCCCUCCAAAGACAGGGUUUGUUUUCCCAAGGAUCAAGUCCCUAACGCAAUCCAAAGGUGUUGCUGGUUAUAUGGCGAAAGCUCACCUAUGGGGACAAUAACACUGAAGAAUUUGCUUUUAGAUCAUUCAAGCGAGCUCAGCAGACCCGCUGUGGGUUCAAAUUGUUUGGUUAUAGGUGCCACGGAGUACAUAAUAAUGAGGUUUAUUAUUAUUAUUAUUAUUUUUUAAACAGAUUUACUUAGUGUAGUGGUUACAAAUUUUUCUUGACAUAAAAAAAUAAAGAGGAUAUUUUUAAUCCAUUGUGAUUUCAAAAAUAAUUUUUUUUUUUUGUUUUUGUUUUUCUUACCACAUUGGUGUUAUCAUUCUUUUAUAUUCGAUCUUUUGUACAUAUAUUUUUUGUAAAAUAAAAUACAAUUACAUUGAAUAAAAUGUAGAUACAAUAAUACUAUAAAACUUCUCUAUAUUUACAAUAAUAUCAUAUAAUAAUCAACCAUUUUCUUCAUUAUUAUUAGAUUGCAUAGUUAAUAUAUGUUGUAAUUAAUCAUGUUUUUCUGGAGGAUAAGAAUGCAGAUAGUUUUCUAUCUCCCUGCUUCUUGUUGAACAAGUCACUCGGAGGCAAGAAAGAAUCAGCAGACAGGCCCUUAACGUUAAAGUCGACUUCCUCAAUGCUCCAAACCUCUUCCAUCCUGGUUACGGUGUGAGGUUGGGAGUUUUGGUCCAAUCGCGACAACGAAACCGAGGUUCUGCCGGCGUGAGCUAUGUUGACUCCUUUGAGGGUGCGGUAGUCUUGGAUGAGGGACGUCAUGGUGGUCUCCCAGAGGACGUCGUCGUUUCCGGGGGAUUUGAUUCUGAGAAGGUGGGAGUCUUGUAGCUGGAUCAGGAGGCCGGUUCGUUGGCUGAAAUAGCCCCACACUGUGUGCCUCAUUAUCUCCACGUUGCUGCUGCUCCUUGCUUUCAGAGCUGUGGGUUCCGCUUCCAGUUUCAGGACGAAACAUUCCUCUCCGUUCACCGUUCUCUCGCCGCUGCAGAUUGAGUUGGAGAAGAGAUUUGCUGUUGACAUUGGAUCCAGACCCUGCCAUGUCCAUUGUGGAAUAUAUACUUACAAUGGGAUGGUCGUUGAUUUUGUUGUUGGGGAAAUGGUGGGGACGGACGGGAUGAGGGAUAAGAGGGGCUCCGAUGACGCCAAGCAAGAGCUGAAUUUCGGCGUUCCGGCCGCCGGAAAUGGAGGGUUCCCGGUGGGAUUUGACCCAGGCUUUCACGUCCUUGGGAGAGGAGUAUACUUCAUUCGGUAUCGGAACUUCAAGAACCGUUUCUAGCCCAUCCAUUCUGUCCAAGUUGGGGCACAAAGUCCUCAUCACACCCACCCAAAAACCGCCGAAUCUAAGAAGAACUGAAGACAAACUAUGGGGUAGAGAAAGAAGAAGAAGAAGAGAUUUUUGUUGAAGAAUUUAGGAUAUGGAAAGACCAACCGACACAACACCAACCCAACGUGGUAUUCUUUGUCUGCUGUGUCGUGAUCGCACGCAAUAUAAUGUAUGUAAUGCUCAGAUUCUUAAUUUGCGCUCUGAAAUAGAAAAAUUCGGGUUGGUACAACCUUUGCGCUGGCCGGUGGUUGCUCGGAGACUUGUGAUGAGCGGAUAGAGUACUAUACGUGUUGAUCGGAUAAUCCCCCUGAUAUUUGUUUUGCCUUCUGUGCAGGAAUGUAUGUUUUGCAUAUAUAGAACAA